Molecule: messenger RNA, 1484 nt
Organism: Phaeodactylum tricornutum CCAP 1055/1
Lineage: Eukaryota; Bacillariophyta; Bacillariophyceae; Surirellales; Neidiaceae
Gene: FRE3
Product: ferric reductase
Exons: 3
Coding region: 216-1484 (422 amino acids)
Source: RefSeq, a predicted model, not a curated record
GCUUCUUGAGAAUAACAACGCUAGAGUAGAGCUCAAUUCCACAUCCUACUAGCUAGAGAGUCGAAAUUUAGGUCGUAGACUGCUCCGUCUCGAGCUAUCAAACAGGUCACCCCUUCAGACUGAAGCUGGUCACGUACGAUACGCAGAUUCCACUGUCGCACCUUGCAGUUCAUUCCAUCCCUUCGAGUCCACAGUAAUUAUUGAUCUCAGAAGCAAUGAAUCUGAACUUGCUACCGCCUCCGCUGUUCGUCUGCCUUGCGAUAUUGUCGGUGUUAGCAACGGCACAGCAGCAGCAACCGUCACCGAACGCCACCGGUUCGACCUUUGACUGUUCCUUCCGCGGCUCCUUGGAUAUCUUCAAUGACGGCCGAUUGCUGGUUCAGCAAAUUACGCACCCAGAGGAAGAAACAGUGACCAUUGAAAUGACGUAUGCUGGACAAGGAUGGAUGGGUUUUGGCUUUUCGGAGCGCGGUGAAAUGCUGAACAACAUUGCCGUUCUGGGCGAACCAGGCGUAGAUUCCACUACAGAGGUACCCAACCCAUCCAAAUGGUUCCUGGGUGGAUUUGCACUUUCACAGGUUUCGCGUGUGGCCACGUUGCAGCAAACGUUGACGGAAUCGAGUAUUGUACAGAACGAUACCCACACUGUGCUCCAUUUUACCAAGCCGUUGGUGGAACCCAAUGAGCGAGAUGUCCUUACCAAUGGCGCACCCAACACGGUUAUUUUUUCCGUCGGUGCGACCAACCAAAUUUUGGGUCCGCACAUGCUGCAAGGCGCCUUUACGCUCGAGCUGACACCUUGUCGGAACGUAAACGAAGAUCCAGACGAGGAAGCGCCGCUUGGAAAUACCGGCGUGGACUUGUUCAAUACAGAAGUGGCCAAGAAGAGUUUGUUGCAAGCGCACGGAUGGCUAAUGGCCACGGCCUGGGGUGUGCUGGUACCCAUCGGUGUCGGUGCCAGUCUCCUGCGAUCCUGGUUGCCGGAUGGACUCUGGUUUCGUCUGCAUCAAGGUUUCAAUACGUUGGCCAUUUUGUGUGUGAUUGCUGGUUUCGGACUUGCGGUGCGCAGUGUCAGCAACCAGAAUGAGUCCCAUUUUGUGAACGAAACACACACGUUGGUGGGUUUGUUGGUGUUUUUGUUGGCCAUUUUGCAGCUCGCGGGUGGCGUCUUUCGACCGGCCGCACCGAAAGCAAAUGAGAGUGAGCUAGUAGCUCUCGACGCCGAUGACACCGCCACCAACGAGGAAACGAAAGCGACAAAUCUACCGAUAAAAAAAAGCAGCUUCCGAAUGCUUUGGGAAUACAAGCACCGAGUCGUAGGCGUUGUGACCUUGCUUCUGGCGUGGCUGACAUGUCAGACUGGAUUGGAGUUGUAUGCUGAAAUUUUUGGCGUAGAGGAGUCGACCACAGCCUUUUGGAGCGUCACAGGAGGAUUGGCAGGUGUCAUAGUGGUGCUGACAAUUUUUGCGAAGCUUCGAGGAUAG